Lolium perenne is the source of this 2520-nucleotide messenger RNA. Its product is annotated as dynamin-like protein ARC5. Gene Ontology annotation, molecular function: GTPase activity; microtubule binding; GTP binding. The record is from RefSeq and is a predicted model, not a curated record. Gene Ontology annotation, biological process: peroxisome fission. Gene Ontology annotation, cellular component: peroxisome; microtubule; membrane. NCBI's taxonomy places the organism in Eukaryota, Viridiplantae, Streptophyta, Magnoliopsida, Poales, Poaceae.
AAGGAGAUAACGCACGAACUACCGUCACCAUUCUCCAUUCUCUUCCUCAAUCCAAAACCCCACGAAAACCAUUCUCACAAAUGGCGACGCCGCCGCCGGAGCCGCUCUCGCCGGAGAAACAGGGGGACGAGGAGGCGCGUGGGCUUCUCUACGAGGCGUACAACGAGCUGCAGCGCCUGGCAGCCGAGCUGGGUGGUGCGGCGGUGCCGGCGCCGGCGAUUGUGGUGGUCGGCCACCAGACGGACGGGAAGAGCGCGCUGGUCGAGGCGCUGAUGGGGUUCCAGUUCAACCACGUCGGCGGCGGAACCAAGACGCGCCGACCAAUCGCGCUCCAUCUCCGCUUCAACCCGAGCUGCCACUCCCCCAACUGCCGACUCCUCGCCGGCUCGGGCGAGGGGGAUGCUGAGGACGACGCCGGGGCCGCUGACCGCGCAAUGCCACUCGCCGACAUCCAGGCAUAUAUCGAAGCUGAAAACAAGAGGCUGGAGAAUGAUCCAUCCCAGUUUUCAGCGAAGGAAAUUAUAAUAAGGAUAGAAUACAAGCAUUGCCCCAAUCUCACCAUUAUUGACACUCCAGGCCUCAUUCUUGCAGCUCCUGGCCGUAAAAACCGAGUUCUGCAGAGUCAGGCUUCUGCUGUUGAGGCCCUUGUUCGUGCGAAAAUUCAGCAUAAAGAAACCAUAAUUCUGUGCCUUGAAGAUUGUAGUGAUUGGAGCAAUGCAACUACAAGGAGAGUGGUGAUGCAGGUUGAUCCUGAUCUUGCAAGGACUGUUCUAGUCUCCACAAAACUUGACACGAAAAUUCCGCAAUUCGCACGGGCCUCUGAUGUUGAAGUGUUUCUUCACCCACCAACUUGUGUUCUAGAUGGUUCCUUAUUGGGAGAUUCCCCCUUUUUCACAUCAGUGCCUUCUGGGAGAGUUGGUUCUUGCCAUGAAGCUGUCUUCAGAUCAAAUGAAGACUUUAAAAAGGCGAUAUCACUUAGAGAGUUGGACGAUGUUACAUCUCUUGAAGACAAGCUAGGAAGGUCACUUACAAGGGAGGAGAAGAAUAGUAUGGGAGUGAGUAACUUGAGAUUAUUUUUGGAAGAAUUGCUGCAGAACAGGUACAUCGAGAGUGUUCCAUCAAUUAUUCCACUUCUUGAGAAGGAAAAUCGCGCUGCAUCGAGGAAGUUACGCAAAGUCACACAAGAAUUCAGUGAUUUGAACGAAGCAAAACUGAAGGAGAAAGCUCGCCUGUUCCAUGAUUCAUUUUUGACGAAGUUAUCCUUGCUACUGAAAGGCAUGGUGGUGGCUCCUCCUGAUAAGUUUGGAGAAACUUUAAUUAAUGAGAGGGUCAAUGGAGGAACAUUUACGGGAAGUGAGAAUUUCCAGAUCCCGAACAAGAUGAUGCCUAAUGCUGGAAUGCGUCUUUAUGGUGGUGCACAAUACCAUCGGGCAAUGGCUGAAUUUCGUCUGGUAGUUGGAAGUAUCAAGUGCCCUCCGAUUACUAGGGAGGAAAUAGUCAACGCCUGUGGUGUUGAAGAUAUUCAUGAUGGGACGAAUUACUCCAGGACUGCUUGUGUAAUUGCUGUGGCAAAGGCACGGGACACAUUUGAGCCUUUCCUUCAUCAGUUGAGUUUUAGGCUGUUGUACAUACUGAAGAGACUGAGUCCGAUCUCUGUUUUUCUGCUGGAGAAAGACGCUGAGCACUUUAGUAGCCAUGAUGUACUUGUGAAGCGUGUCCAAGCUGCUUUCGACAAGUUUGCUGAAUCCACUGAGCAAUCAUGCCGUGAAAGAUGUAUGGAAGAUUUAGAGAGCACCACCCGUUAUGUUACUUGGUCCCUCCAUAACAAGAACCGUGCCGGAUUGCGUCACUUCCUUGAUUCAUUUGUUGCACCGGAGCAAUACGCACAUACUGCGCACUCAUCUGGGCCGCAUGAGCAAUCCUCUGGGUUGAAUGACAAUAAGCAGGAUAGGCCAAAGGGAGACCUGAGAUCUAUUCAUCCUUCAGAUUCAAAUCCAUCCAGUGUCGCGCCAGAAACUAGACUGGUCGAUCUAUUGGACAGCACGCUCUGGAACAGAAGGCUGGCGCCCUCAUCCGAGCGACUUGUGUAUGCGCUGGUUCACCAGAUUUUCCAUGGGAUCAAAGAGCAUUUUCUUGUCACUACAGAACUAAAGUUCAAUUGCUUCCUCCUCAUGCCAAUUGUUGACAAAUUGGCGGCGCUUCUACGAGAAGACCUUGAAUCAGCUUUCGAGGACGACCUUGAUGGCAUCUUCAAUGUCGCCCAGCUGCGCCACUCACUUGGGCAGACGAAGCGGGAGCUGGAAGUCGAACUGAAGCGGAUCAAGCGUUUAAAAGAGAAGUUCGGAGAAAUAAAUAUGAAGCUCAAUUCUCUCCAGGUUAGAUAGUAGGCCUAGAUAGGGAUGAGUCUUUAGUGCAAGUAAGUAUUUGUAUGUAGAAAUAAACUAAUGGCCCACCUUGUGUGACUUCCUGUUGGUUCCUUUUUUCAUGAGUAAAUAUGAAUCAUUUCCUUGGUACGCUCUA